Molecule: messenger RNA, 3880 nt
Organism: Cheilinus undulatus (humphead wrasse)
Lineage: Eukaryota; Metazoa; Chordata; Actinopteri; Labriformes; Labridae
Gene: sp3a
Product: sp3a transcription factor
Exons: 7
Coding region: 154-2280 (708 amino acids)
Biological process (GO): regulation of transcription by RNA polymerase II
Molecular function (GO): RNA polymerase II cis-regulatory region sequence-specific DNA binding; DNA-binding transcription factor activity, RNA polymerase II-specific
Source: RefSeq, a predicted model, not a curated record
CCACCCUUUGUGUUACCUACCGCCCGUCAAUCAAAAUAGAAAAAAUACUGACAGUUAUCACCUAUUUUUACGCGCAUACAAUCAAUUUAAUUUGGUGAUCAUGUCCGGUGGCUUGUGACCAUCAGAGCCCAACGUUUCAAAGCAAGUCACGCAAUGACUGCCCCAGAACAGCCGAUGAGACCAGAGGAUAUGGCUGCAUUGGACGCGGACAGUAGUCAAAGCGACUUUCUGCAGCAGGAGGAAGGCACAGGCAAUCAGGACACUCAGCCAUCACCUCUCGACCUCCUAGCAACCACCUGCACUAAGGCUGGGCCACCGUUGUCAGAGGUGGACAGAGGUGGUGCCGCUGCUGUGACAUCGGACCCAUCAACGCAUCUCACUGGGACUGAUAAAUGGGAGGUGCUGACCCCAACGUCAUCAAAGGAUGAGUCUGGAAUGAUACAAAUCCAAAGUCAGGGAAUACUGACAUCAAAUGGACAGUAUGUUCUUCCUCUACAGAACUUACAGAGUCAGCCAAUCUUCGUGACUUCGGGAACAGACACUUCCUCUGCCAAUUCAGUGCCUAACAUUCAGUACCAAGUGAUUCCUCAGAUUCAGACAGCCGAUGGACAGCUGAGCUUCUCCACAUCCGGCGUGGAGGGAGCCACUCUGACUCAGGAUGCCACGGGGCAGAUUCAGAUCCUGCCAGAUGGCAGCCAAAGUCUGAGUGUGACAUCUGCUGCAAACAUCCUUAAUAACAACCAGAACCUCAUUUCACAGACUGCUAAUGUCCAGCAGAUCCAGGGGGUUUCUAUUGGCAGCUCCACUUUCAACAACCAGGGUCAGGUUGUUACUAAUGUGCCUGUGGGUCUGCCGGGGAACAUCACUUUUGUUCCUAUUAACAGUGUGGACUUGGACUCUCUCGGCCUGUCCGGCGCUCAGACGAUAGCGACUGGGGUCACUGCUGACGGCCAGCUGAUUAUGACGAGUCAGCCUGUGGACAGCUCAGAGAGUCUGGCGAAGACGGAUAAUCACCUCUCACAGACACUACCGGUAAAUGACUCGAAUGCAAAUCCGGAGAUUUUUGUGCCAACGUCUUCCUCUCAGCUUCACAUUCCAGCAAACGAAUCAGGUCUACUCACGCAGGACGCAUCGCUGUCCUCAGUGACCACAGAGCAAGCUGACUCGAGUUCUGGUCUACAGGGGGGUUUCAUCCAGCAGAACCAGGAGCAGAGUGUGCAGGUGUCCUCGGCCCAACCCAUCCUGCAGCUGCAGCAGGUGCCGAUACAGACGACCAACGGUCAGGUGGUGCAGUCUGUGGCGACAGGUGGGCAGAACCUGCAGAAUGUGCAGCUGAUAAACCCGGGGACCUUCAUCAUCCAAGCGCAGACAGUCACACCGUCAGGCCAGAUUCAGUGGCAGACCUUUCAGGUGCAGGGAGUGCAGAAUCUGCAGAACCUCCAGCUGCCCACAACACCUCCACAGCAGAUCACAUUGGCUCCUGUCCAGACCCUGUCCCUGGGUUCCAAUCCAGUAAGCAUCAGCACAGGGCAGAUCCCCAACCUGCAGACAGUGACGGUCAACUCAGUGGCCCAGCAGGAAGGAGACACGGGCAACGCUGGAGACAUCCGUAUAAAAGAAGAGCCGGACUCUGGAGACUGGCAGCUGAGCACUGACUCCACCCUGAACACCAGCGAUCUGUCAAACCUUCAUGUCAGGCUGGUGGACGAGGAGGAUCAGCUGGGCCAGGAGGGCAAAAGGCUGCGGCGAGUGGCGUGUACCUGCCCUAACUGUAAAGAGUCAGGCGGCAGAGGAUCCAGCACAGGAAAGAAGAAGCAACACAUCUGCCACAUCGCGGGCUGCGGGAAAGUAUAUGGAAAGACGUCGCACCUGCGAGCACACCUGCGCUGGCAUUCUGGGGAGCGACCUUUUGUUUGCAGCUGGAUGUUCUGUGGAAAGAGGUUCACACGCAGCGACGAGCUUCAGAGACACAGGAGAACACACACAGGAGAGAAGAAGUUUGUCUGCCCCGAAUGUUCCAAGCGCUUCAUGCGGAGCGACCACCUGGCGAAGCACAUUAAAACCCAUCAGAACAAAAAAGGCGUGAACUCUGGCAGCGCCGUGGUGGCCUCGAUGGAAUCGGCGGGGUCCUCAGACAGUAUCAUCACCACGGCAGGCGGGACCACCCUCAUCCUCACCAACAUCCAGCAGGGGUCCAGCACCGCCCAGGACAUCCUGGCCAACGCAGAGAUCCCUCUGCAGCUCGUCACCACGGUGGCGGCCAGCGAAGUCAUGGAGUGAUUUACACUCCACUUAUGAACUUCUGCAGCCUCUCUCAUACUGUAUACUCCUACCUGCAUUUUUAUUCAAGUUUUGAAGAAAAACUAUAAAUAUAUAAAUAUAUAUUUUAACACAAAAAUAGUCAAACCAUGUCCAGUUUUUACUGAAAGAAAAACUAGUAGUGAAGACUUAAAGAAGAUGGAAAAGACAUUGCAGUAAACACACAAGGAAAUGCCUUAUUUUGUACAAUAUUGUGUCAUCGAAAAUGUAGGAUGCCAUUUGUUUGGAUUUUUAUUUGUUUUUCACAAAAUUAUCGGUAAGAUGAGCGAAUCUUCUCCUUGCCUUUCUUUUCUUUGAUGGUAUAAUCUUAUGGUAAGGUUUGUUCUGUAUUCCUUUUCGGUCAAAGACAAAAUCUCACAAGAAAGCUAAUUUUAUCAGCUGAAGUCAUUUUAACGCUUACGUCCAUGCAAUUUUAUUCAUGUCAUGUGUUUUCGUUUUAAUAUUAUGCAUUAAUUCUUUCCAGUGUCCUUGCAGAAUAGCGAGCCUUCCUGCCUUCCUUAAUUGCUCACAUUUACAGAUGAAAAUCAAAACAAUCAAAACUUUUCUAUUGUAAUUGAUCUUGAACUUCAACUGUUGGUAUGAUACUCAUUAUUUGCUUGUUAAAUAUUUUGACUGAAUAGCUAUUUAUAUCAGGCUUUACUUAAAAAUGCAUUUGUAAUAUUAAAAGUCCAAAAUAUUUCAAAAGGCUCCACUAUAUGUGAUUAAAUGUGUUUUUGUAAAAAGAACUUUUUGGAGGAUUUUCGACAACAAAAUUCUUGCAUUGUAAUAUGAAGAAAAAGCCAUUUUUUUGGAGGUUAUUGCCAAAUUCGUCUCCACUCUCAGGGUGACUUUGUGACUGUGAUAUGAGUAGAGUAAAAUCACCCCUGUAGCUGCUCGGGCCAUGGUGGGAUGUUGUGAAGAAAUGUAUUUUUUUUCUUUGAUGGACCAAAAGCUGAAGUGAAAUAAGCUGUCACCAUGUUACCUGUGCUCGCUGAAUCCUACCAUGUCACUGUUUUUGUUUGGUUGUACAAUAAUGACACGUGGGUUAAUGUUCUAGAAUCAGCUCUGCUGGAUUCUCCACACGUUUAUCGCUCUGUCAUGCAGUUUAAAAUCAGUGUAGGUCUGAAAGCGGUACUUUUAACAGCACUAUUUUCAUCACUUUUCAUCUUGUUUAUCCUUUUGUAUAAAAUGUUUUGUACACUCUUGGAGGAACUCUCCUUUAUAGUCAUUGUCGGUAAAUGUAAAUUGUUUUUUUGUCUUUGUGUUGAUGCUUUUUCUUUGAUUGUAUGUUGCAUUUUCCUGUUACAUGUUUUUUUAUUUUGAUUUUAUCUCUGAACCUCCCAAACUGUUGAAUUGUUAAAUUGAAUACACACUGACUCUGAAUUAUGGUGGCAUAUUUGAUUUAAUAAUUUUUUUCAAUUGGAUAUCUCCAGCAGAAUCAUUUCUCUUGACAUGGACACCCUCUUGAUUCACUUGAUCAUUCUUUACCAUCUGAGUUGCAAAUACCAAGAUGCUUUAAAGAGCGUCUUUCUCUUCUGUAUAAAUAUGUUGAUAUAACAUCAAUAUAAACGUUUCUGUUACA